ACUUGUCAAACAAAAAGCGCUAGAUUAUCGCCGACAUCUUGUAAUAUUCAAUUUUACGAAAAGGGUAAUGAGUUUGAAAUAAAGAAAAUACGUUAGAAUCUUAGAGCGAUAUGCAUGGAACGAUUAUUAAGAAAUGAAAUUUUGGACGAUCGUUGCUCUCGUACUCGUAACAUAUAUGUUCUACAAAGAUCAACAACGAAAAAAGUUUAAAAUCUUUUAACCUAAGUUGAACUUGAAAAGUUGCUUGAGGUGCGCAAAUGUUAGAUUAUCAGAAAAGGCGCGCAUUGCAGAAUUCGUAACAAUUGUAGGAAUGAACUUAUUUUAUAAAUUUGUUUAAAAUUAAGUGCAAUUUCAUCGCGUGUUCGAAACUUCGAUAUUUAGUGAUCACAAAAUAAUAAUUAUAUUUCACGAAUUCUUCUAUUUAUUACGGAAACGCACAAUUAACAAUUUCCUUCUAUGUUCUAAUACAAAAGUUGUUUCAUUCAUUUAGGUUAUUCUUGUUAGUUUUGUCUCGUAGAUUGUGUUACAAAGCUUUUCAACGAUCGAAAUAAAAUGGAAUUAGACAUGCAUACUUCGUGGACUCAAUUAACAGAAGAAGAUGAUGCUCUUCUUAAUGAAGCCAUUUGCAUGAGUUCACAUGAAUUGACCAAAAUAGUAGACUCUAAUAAGGAUGCAAAGAGGGACAAUUUUUUAGAAACUAAUUCUUGUGAAGCUAAGACACAUAUUAAUAAUGAACAGAAAAAGGAAGAAGAUAUUAGUUCAAAUGUAGAAAUUGAUAACAUGUCUAAAUUCAGAGAAAAUCAAAGAAACAAUGCAGUCAGUAUAAGUUAUGAAGAUAAUGUAAGGAAUAAGCAGUAUGAUGAUGGUUUUCGCAAACGAGCUAGGGAAAAUCAAAUAAAUAACGAGGAUGCAAAAGUUUCUCGAACUAGACACAAUAGUGAUUCAAGUUCAACUACUAAUUCUUCAGAUAGUAAUAAGAGACGGGUAGAAUAUGAAACAGAUCCUAGAGUAUUAGCUCGUAGACAAAAAGAAAUAGAUUAUGGAAAAAAUACUAUUGGAUACGAUAGAUACAUACAGGCUGUGCCUAAAGAGAAACGUACAAGAGAACAUCCAAGAACACCACCAAAAUAUAUUAAAUAUAGUAGAAGAGGAUGGGAUAGCAUGGUAAGGUUGUGGAGGAAACAGCUUCAUCAGUGGGAUCCUCCACAAGAUAGCAAUAAUUCUGAUUAAAAUAACCUUAUGUUACCAAUAUUUUACUUUAUUAUCCAAAUAUAUCUUUCUGUGCAUCAUA
Molecule: messenger RNA, 1291 nt
Organism: Bombus pyrosoma
Lineage: Eukaryota; Metazoa; Arthropoda; Insecta; Hymenoptera; Apidae
Gene: Slbp
Product: histone RNA hairpin-binding protein
Exons: 3
Coding region: 553-1230 (225 amino acids)
Biological process (GO): mRNA transport; mRNA 3'-end processing by stem-loop binding and cleavage
Cellular component (GO): cytoplasm; histone pre-mRNA 3'end processing complex
Molecular function (GO): histone pre-mRNA stem-loop binding; mRNA binding
Source: RefSeq, a predicted model, not a curated record